AUGUUGACCGACCUCUGGGCCGCGCUGUUCACCGCCGGCUCAUCCAAAGCAGAGGACACCCUUAAGGAGGCGACGGCCGCGGCCGCGACCCUGGCCACUAAGCUGCAGCGCUACGUCGAGCCGCCGCCCGCGGGCUUCCCGGCCGGCCCUGCCGGCGACCAGUCUGCCGCCAUGCUUGCUGACCCCCUUGCCUUUAUUGAGGACGUGCGCGCCCGCCACGGCCCCGUGGCCGGCCUGCUGCUCGGCGGCGAGCGCGUCGUCCUAGUCAGCGACCCGGCAGCUGCCCGGCAGGUCCUCAUAGACCGAGCGGACAUCUUUGUGAAGGAGGGAACCGCCUUCUUCCCGGGCAGCGCCCUAACUGGGAACGGGCUUCUUGUCAGCGAUGGCGAUGUGUGGCGGCGCCAGCGCCGCAUGGCCAACCCAGCGUUCCGGCGCGCCGCGGUCGAGGGCUACGCAGCACAGAUGGUGGAGGAGACGCAGCGGCUGCUGCGCGGGCCGUUUGCGGCCGCCGCCGCGCCGCAGGGCUACCGCGGGGGCCGGGCGCCGGGUGGCGGCGGUGGCGGGGUCGGUGAUGGCCCUGGGGGCGUGGUGGAUGUUUACAAGGAGUUCAAUAAGCUCACCCUCAACAUCACGCUCGCGGCACUCUUCGGCCUCUCCACCGACGACGACCGCGCCGCCGGCCCCGCGGCCCGCGGCCCCGCCGCCGACCCCAGGGCCGGCCCGGCCGCCGCCGACGCGGCGGCGCGCGUGGUGGCGGCGGUCGAGCGCGCGUUCGCCUUCUUUGCAAACCGCGGCGCCGCGGCGAUGGUCGUGCCGGAGUGGGUGCCGACGCCAGACAACCUCGAGUUUGCGGCGGCGGUGCAGGAGCUGGACGGGAUGGUGUACGGCAUCAUCGGCCGCCGCAGGGCCGAGCUGGCGCGGCAGCGGCAGCAGCAGCAGCAGCAGCAGGAGCAGCAGCAGCAGCGGCAGGCGGAGGAGGCGGAGGAGGGGCCGCGGGCGGGUGGUGGUCAGGGGUGGCCUGACCUGCUGCAGGCCCUGCUGGAGGCGGCGGACGACGACGGCGAGGCCCAGGCCGCCGCGGCCGCGGAGGUCGCCGCGCUGCUGCCGCCAGGCCGCCCGCCGCGCGCGGCCGACGUGGCGCGCCUGCCGCGCUGCACGGCCGUUGUGCUGGAGGCUCUGCGGCUCUACUCCCCCGCCUACAUGGUCGGGCGCUGCGCCAGCGACGACGCUGAGCUGCCGGGCGGCUACCGCCUGCCGCGUGGCACGACAGUCCUCGUCAGCCCAUACCUUUUGCACCGGGACCCAAACUACUGGCGAGAGCCGCUGCGCUUCUCGCCAGAGCGGUGGGACGAGCUGCUGCAGCCGCAGGCCAGUAGCAGCGGCGGCGGCGGCGGCGGCGGCGGCACGCCCGCUGCAGCCGGCAGCAGCAGCGGCGGCGGCAGUGGCGGCGGCGGCUACUCCUUCGCGGCGGCGCUGCGGGAGAUGGGGCCCAACGGCGCUUACGUGCCUUUCGGUGGUGGGCCCAGGAACUGCAUCGGCACUGGGUUUGCCAUGAUCGAGGCGGUGCUGGUGGUGGCCGCGCUGCUGCAGCGCUACGAGCUGCGGCCGCCGCCCAACGGCGCCUUCCCGCGGCCCAAGGCGCUGCUCACGCUGCGGCCCGACGCAGUGCCGCUGACCGUGGCGCGGAGGGCAUAG
This is a messenger RNA of Monoraphidium neglectum, 1695 nucleotides long. RefSeq lists its product as hypothetical. The record is from RefSeq and is a predicted model, not a curated record. The transcript is spliced from 6 exons. Gene Ontology annotation, molecular function: monooxygenase activity; oxidoreductase activity, acting on paired donors, with incorporation or reduction of molecular oxygen; iron ion binding. Lineage: Eukaryota; Viridiplantae; Chlorophyta; Chlorophyceae; Sphaeropleales; Selenastraceae. The coding region runs from base 1 to 1695 and encodes 564 amino acids.